AUGGCUGAAACUGCAACAGAGGAUACUUACGUUGGUACUGUUGGCCACCUUAUCGAGUUGGGCAAAACUAUAGACGACGUUUUGCCUGAACUGGAUUCACAGGAAACGCAAUGUGAAGGAGCGUUCACGUGGCACAUUUCUGAUUGGAACCUGCUCACACAGGACAAGCAUGCAUCGCCUAGGUUCAAAGUUGGUGACUUCGAAUGGAGUGUAUUGUUGUUUCCCCAGGGCAAUCACAACAAAGGUGUAUCGAUGUAUCUAGAGCCUCGUCCCAGCGAGAUCAAAAGCGAUGAAAACACACAAACCGAAAAAUUGGACAAUGCAGACUGGCACGUUUGUGCUCAGUUUGCAAUUGGCGUUUCGAGACCCGGCGAAGAUGUCAAGUGCCAAUUGUUCAAUGUGUCGCACCACAGGUUUUGCGCGACAGACACUGAUUGGGGUUUUGCCAGUUUCAUCGGGUUAGACACUUUGAAAAAGCGCACAUCCUCUCGAAAUUCUGGGUUUCUUGCCGACAACCAACUUAAUGUUUCAGUCUUUGUACGCAUUCUAGAUGACCCCACAGGCGUCAUGUGGCACAACUUUUUGAACUACGACUCGAAAAAGCUCACAGGUUAUAUUGGGUUUAAAAACCAGGGAGCCACUUGCUAUCUCAAUUCAUUGUUGCAGUCUUAUUUCUUCACCAAGAUAUUCCGCAAAGUCGUAUACAAGAUUCCCUCAGAUAAGGAGUCGCCUAACGAUAGCGUGUCGUUAGCAUUACAACGCUCUUUUUUCCUUUUGCAAAAAUCCCAGGAACCCCUUGAUACUUUGGAACUUACAAGGUCAUUUGGUUGGGAUACUGGCGACGCUUUUACGCAGCAUGAUGUUCAGGAGCUGAACCGCAUAUUAAUGGACAGGCUCGAGACCCGAAUGAAAGGAACAGAGGUAGAAGGCGUCCUUAGUGAACUAUUUGUGGGUAAAAUGAAGAGUUAUAUUAGAUGUGUCAACGUAAAGUACGAAUCGUCAAGAGUUGAAGACUUCUGGGAUAUUCAACUCAAUGUCAAAAAUUUGAAAGGUGUCCAACAGUCAUUUGAGAACUAUGUUGAGGUAGAGAUGAUGGACGGUGAAAACCAAUACGCCGCUCAGGAUUAUGGUCUUCAGGAUGCCAAAAAAGGUGUUGUGUUCGAGAGCUACCCACCUGUGCUCCAUUUGCAAUUGAAAAGGUUUGAGUAUGAUUUUAACUACGACCAAUUGGUUAAAAUCAAUGAUAGAUACGAAUACCCUGAAACCAUAGACCUCGCGCCUUACCUCGAUCCAGAGAUCAAAAAGCAGGGAUCCAUACCUUGCAAGUAUAAUCUACAUUGUGUUUUAGUUCAUUCAGGGGAUAUAUCAGUUGGCCACUAUUAUGCUAUGAUAAAGCCCAGCACUAAAGAUCAAUGGUUUAGGUUUGAUGAUGACAAAGUAUGGAGAGUUACUAAGAAGCAAGCAUUUGAUGAAAACUUUGGUCAUGAAAGUUUGCCGGAUGAAAAGCUCAGGACUCUUACUCGAGAACAGUAUCAAAAUUACCUGAUAGCGCGGCAAACAAGUGCUUACAUGCUUGUUUACAUUAGGGAAGACAUGGAAGACAAGGUCUUGGAAGACGUUUCUGACGUUGAUGUCCCAGUGCACAUUGUUACUAGUAUAGAAAAAGAACUACAAGAGCGCGAGAAGAGAAGGAAAGAACUUGAAGAAAUGCAUCUGUUCACAAAAGUGCACAUUCACUCCAUGAGCAAUUUUGUCAACUAUCAGGGAUUCGAUUUGUCGCCAAAUGAGCGGUCCAAACUUUUUAGUUCUGAGCUUCAUGGCCAGGGCGAGUAUUCAAAAUCACUGCGCGUCUUGAAGUCUACAAAGCUUAGGGAUGUCAAGAACGAAAUAUCAAAAAAAAUGAGUCUUCCCAGGUCAUGUAGCAUCAAUUAUUGGAUUAUGAGCUACAGAAAAAACUAUACCUUACGAUUGGAAUCUAUUUUGAGUCCUGACUUAGAUAAUUUACCUUUGGAGCAAGUGAUUCACAAGUUGGGGAUUUCACGGGCUGGUUCUAUUGACAUUUUUGUCGAAGAGCCAUACUUGGAGCUCAAUUUUUUGAACGAAAUCGUUACUUCGAAGACAGUACCUUUCUCGAGGCUUACUUCUGAAACUAUAUGUGAAUUAAGGGCCGCUGCCUCAGAGGGUAAUUUACCUGAUUCUUCAACAAGUCUAAGAUCACUUGAUGAUGAUUCUCACACGGUGUUGGUUUUUUUAAAAGCCUACAAUUCUGAUAAAUGCCGUCUCGAAGGGUUUGGUCAUGUUGUUGUAAAGCAAAUCGACCAGAUAUCAAAGGUAUCUGGUAUCCUAAGAAGCCUGUGCUCGAUUAAUCAAGAAUAUUCAUUUUUCGAAGAGUUUCAACCUGACACGAUCGAGGCUGUUGAUGAAAAAAUGCAGUUCAUAACCUCAGAAUUGGUUGAUGGCGAUAUACUAGCGUUUUCGAUCUGCAAUCCCAAAGAAAGUGAUAACUCAAUCUCGAUUUUGAGUCACUAUGACUUUCUGAGAUACAGAAUCAACAUAGCACUGACAAGAACCGCUAACACCGAAGAAGAAUACGCUGUUGUGAAAGACGACAACGAUGUCGAUCAAUUGAGUAUCUGGAUUUCAGCGAAGGCCUCUUACCAAGACCUUGUCAACAUGAUUGCUGCAGGAACUAAGCUAAAUCCAUCAAACAUAAGAACGUUCGCUGUAUACGCAAAUGGGCGUUUUGCUCUAAAAUCAGAUUGUCUGAUUUCAGAUUUCCUUGUAAAGAACUACACUCGGGACUCCAUUCCUCCUUUCGAGUUUGAGGUUUUAUCGAUACCUUUAAAGGAAUUUGAGCACUUGCGAUCGAUUAAAUUCUAUUGGCUAAGUGACAGCUAUGUUCAUUACCAACCGUAUGAAUUUAGAGUUCCAAAUUCGUGUACCAUAAGUGAAUUUAUGGGAAAGCUGCAAAAAAGACUUGGUUUCGAUGAGGAGCAGGCAAAGUCUGUUCUUUUAUGGACUAACUGCGACUUCAAGUUUCAGGGCAUUUUGUCAAAGGAAAACGUCUUUGAGGAGCUAGCCGAGUCGUUUCUCUUCUUUGGCAGAAUACUACCGGACGAAUUGGCCCUGGUAAAUCAACUUGAAGAGGUGUCUUUAGAAAAUCUCGAUUCGAUGGAUGAAGCUGAAGAAGACGGUUUGGAUCAACUGAACAAUAAAGCUAAUGUAAUAAAUGGAAAGCUUGUAAUCGUGAUCCAGUAUUUCAAAGACCUCGAAAACAGACAUGGGAUUUCUUUCCUGUUUAACCUUAUACCAGGGGAAAACUGCCUUGAAACCAGAGACCGUUUGCACGCUAAGUUUGGGUUAGGACGCAAAGAAUUUUCGAAAAUCAAACUUGGAAUAACCAUCAGUUCAGAUAAUGGUUUAACUUUCAAGUCUCUUCAUGGCUACACAGAUGAAGAAUUACGUGAAAUUGUGUUGUUUGAUGUUUUGAACAAUCUAGAUUAUAUUUGCAUGGAUCAUCCCGAUCGGACCAGGACUCAGACAUACCACGACAGGCCAAUGGUUAUCAAAAAUUAG
Molecule: messenger RNA, 3576 nt
Organism: Lachancea nothofagi CBS 11611
Lineage: Eukaryota; Fungi; Ascomycota; Saccharomycetes; Saccharomycetales; Saccharomycetaceae
Source: the annotation of a GenBank genome assembly